UUCAGAAUUAGCGAGUAAAGGCUGCUUUUCUAUUUUGCUGUUGUUAGUUACAGUGUUAGCUCCAGCUAGGGUUCCUAGUUCCGACUUGGAGAAAAUGGCAAACUAUGCGGACCAUGGAGAACCAGCUCGCCACACCGACGAGAAUGGCAACCCACUUCGCCCUCCGGGCGAAUACGGCAACCCAAUUCGCCAGACGGACGAGUAUGGCAACCCCGCUCACCACACUGGUACCAUGGGAGACUACGGAGCCACUGCCAGCGACGCCGGGUACGGCGUCGAUACUGGCGUUGGACACCAGCAGCACCAGACCCUUUCCGACAUGCUUCACCGCGCCGGCAGCUCUAGCUCGUCGGAGGAUGACGGACAUAUAAAGGAGAAGAAAGGGCUGAAGGAGAAGAUAAAGGAGAAGCUAGCAGGCGGGCACAAAGAACAGUCGCAUGGCACCGCCGCCGCGAGGCCAGGAGGCGGCGGCGGCGGAGAGCACCACGAGAAGAAAGGAAUUAUAGACAAGAUUAAGGAGAAGCUGCCUGGAGGCCACCGCCACUGAAACCCCAUAUAGGUCAUAUAUAUUAUGCGUUCAUGCAAUCUCGAUCGUCUUCGCCGGAGCCGUCAUAAUCGUUCUCGUCGUUUUGUGUGACCGCAAGGAUGUAUCGCCGGCGGGACAGGCGGAAGUUAUCUAACUCGUCCCGGACGCUUCUCGUCGCGUCCAGCUUUAAUUCUGUACUGCGUGGCUGCUCUGCUUUCUUUUCUUUUUUUUCUUGAGAAGUCUUACUUUUGUUUCUAAUUUUUAGAAUCUAUUGCAACUUCUGUUUAUUAGUAAA
Diospyros lotus (date-plum) is the source of this 821-nucleotide messenger RNA. RefSeq names its product late embryogenesis abundant protein-like. Bases 95 to 547 code for a protein of 150 amino acids. The transcript is spliced from 2 exons. The record is from RefSeq and is a predicted model, not a curated record. Lineage: Eukaryota; Viridiplantae; Streptophyta; Magnoliopsida; Ericales; Ebenaceae. Gene Ontology annotation, biological process: response to water.